CCUGCUGGCCGUACCAGGUAGCUACCUCAAUCCAAUUUAUGUUUUCCUAGGCACAUUAAGAGCAGCAUAGCUAGUUACGUAGUUAUUUAGCAUGUGCCAAAUUGCUUUUCAAAAUUCAUUUUGUCAGUUAGGGGAAAUAUAAAUUAUUCGGGAAAACAACGACUGGCUAGCAUUGAGGCAAAACUGAUUGUGGAGUUCUGGAGUUACGUUAGACUAUCGACGAAGCCAAAUGCUGUUGCCAGACUUAGCGCGCUAGCUGGUCAGGAAACCUCAUUCUACCCGUUGAUACAAUAGGUUGGGGGAAGAGGAUCUUCAGGGAGGAAGUAGCUAACAUUAGCUAAAUUCCCAAAUUCACUAUCCACUGCAAUGGAUGACUGGAAGAAUACGUGCGGAUUUGAUGUAUCUUAAGGUGGGGGGAACCCACGGUGGACUGAUGUUUUGGGCUAGGGAACACGAACCCCCUCAGGAAAGUCUCUCGCAUAAAGCGGGGAUACUGGGGCCUUUGGAGCCGAAGGUCAGCGGUGGGGAUGGAUGGAGGCUGGUCGAUGUGCUACUCACCGGGGGUGCGCCGUGGGGGUUCAGCCUGAAAGGUGGCUUGGAGUACCACGAACCCCUCAUCAUAACCAAGGUGGAGGAGGGCAGUCAGGCCUGGGCAGUCCGGCUGCAGGUGGGUGACGAGGUGGUGGCUGUGAAUGAGUACCCCCUGACCGGCUACCGACAGGAGGCCAUCGGCCUGGUGAAGGGCUCCCACAAGACCCUGGCGCUGGGGGUGAGGAGGAGAACUGAAACUGUGAACAGGCCUCACUCCUGGCACUCUAUCAAAUUUGCUGAGGCCCAAUCAGAAGCUUCGAAAAGGCGGACGGCGGACACAGUGGUCUCACGGAGCCAAUACGAUGCGAGUUUGCCCGAUGACCUCUCGAGGGGCUGGGACCACACGAACCUGCGGAGGGUUUCUAACCAGUUCAGCUCCCUGGGCAGCAUGGACAGCCUAGAGCACUGCCCGCCCCCCUGCCACACGGGACCCCUGUCCCAGGCCAAGCCCAGCAGCAGCACUGAGUACCUGGGCGGGGCGAAACGCGACUCGGCCUACAGCUCCUUCUCCACGGGCUCCGGCACGCCGGACCACGUCCUGUCCACGGAGAACGUGGCGUGCAGGGCGGGGGCGUGGGACCCCCGGAACUGGCAGAGUCUGGACGAGAAGCAGGGCGUGGGGCACGGCGAGGGACGGGACAACCCCCGCCACUCCAGCUCGGCCACCGGGGGGCGUGCCAGCUUUGGCCCCAUCUGGCACGUGCCAGACAAGAAACGGACCGCGGAACCUUCCCCGCCGCCUCCGCCCCUCCCGGUCCGCAGCGACAGCUUCGCGGUAACCAAGGUGCACAGUGAGGGGCCCGAUCCCUACGCAGAGCAGAGGCCCCCUGCACAGGGCAGAGGUGUUGUUAGGGCCCCUGACAGUGCCUCGAUGGGCCCUCAGGUGGAUGACCGAGGCCCAGGCGGCCGAUGGAGUUACCAGCCGACUUCCAAAAAUGACGAGCACUUCCCCCCCCACAGCUCCGGCUACGGCAGCCAGGCGAGCUCCCGCUCCAGCGUGGAGUUCCCAUCGGGCCACGCCCCUCGCCACCAGCAGCAGUACGGCGAUGAGAGCGCGGUAUACCCGCAGCAUCGAGUGACCGCGGCCACCAUGCCGCCAGAUACAGGCGGCUACUACAGCAUCACCCAGGAGCAGCCCGCCGACAGCCUGCCGCCACCCAGCGGCCAUGCCUGGACCUCCGCCACGUCCGCCACCGGCACGCUCGAUCCCGACCCCUGCGCCGACUACUACUGCGUCACUGCUGCACCUCGGCCCCCGGCGAGGGAAGAGGACAGGAAGGGAGGGGGUGGAGGUGUGGAGAUGACCCGGGGAGCUAAAGAAACUGACCAGAACUCCAAAUCCCAUAAGGCAAUGCUCCGGCUAUCUCACCCACUCCCGCAGGGGCAUUACCCUAAUGACCAAGACAGCAACUACUAUGGAAAGCAGAAGGGCCCGCCCCUUGACCAGCUGGUGGCUAAACCAAAUGGCAAUGAGGGGCGGAGUCAAGGCAGAGAUAAUGGAUAUCAUGCAGAGAGCCGUUAUGUCAACUUCCCCUUGAGCAAACAUGAGAGCGAGGAGGGGCAGGCUUCACAGCCCAGAGAGACGCCACAGGAUGCCUGGCUGUCCCAGGAGGCCGUGCACUCCCAGUACCACAUGGGGGCAGAGGCAGGUAGCCUACAGGAGCCCUGUCCCCCCAACCCCCAAACUGGCCAGCAGGUGACGGGUAACGAGCGAUUCGCCACCAUCCUCCGCAACGUAAUCCAAGAGCGCAGGAUCCGGCUGCAGAAGAGCCAGAGCACCACAGCGCUGACGGGCCCCGCCCAGGCUGAGGAAGAGGAGAAGGGCCCGGAGGUGUCCACCGAAACGUCCGCCUCUUCCUCUGACGGCUCCUUCUCCACCUCCUACAAGGACCACCUGAAGGAGGUGCAGGCUCGCGUCCUCCAAGCCACCUCCUUCAGGAGGCGGGACCUGGAGCCUGAAGUCUCUCCCCCUGCCUCCGCGCCCGCCGCGAUCCUCCGCCCCGAGGCCCCGCCCCCCGCCGGCGCCGUGGUCUCCCGCAUCGGGGGCAGGAAGCGCUUCCCGCCCGAGAAGAAAGGGCGCUCCGUCUCCGAGCCCAACAAGAUCCACCAGAUGGGCGUGGCAGGGGCGGAGCCCGAACCGGAGCCGUCCCAUCGCGAGCCCGCAGGGUCCCUCGCCGACCGGCGCAAGGUCUUUGAGCUGACAGGGAAACCCGUCUUUCAGAAGCCCUUCCUCAAACAGGCCCGUGGGGGCAGGACUAAGGGCGGGGCCGGAGGCGGGACUCACACCGGCAGGGGCCUCCCGGAAGGCCAGCGGGCCUCGCUAGGGCAGCAGCCGUGCACCUUCGCCGAAUAUGACCCCUCGUGGAACGUCCAGUGGAAACCCUCAGGAGCAAAGCCUGCUGGGAGAUGCCACUCUGCCGACAACAUCCUGGACCCAGCCGUGGACGACUGGAACAGAACCCCCUGCAUCCACGAGAGGGCGCGCUCGUCCCCCUCCGCCGAGCUGUACGGACAGAGCAUCCCGGGUUCCGGGAGGACGUCCGCAGAGUUCUCCUACCCUGAAGACGAACCCGCUGGACACGAGGGUGCCACCCCCAGGGUGAGCGAGCAGCAGCACGGGGUUUUGGGAGGGAGACAGAUCUCGUCUCAGCUGGAGCGCUUCUCUGAGCCGCCACCAGAGGGCGCUCCGUGGGAUGACCCAGAGAGCCGAGGAAUCGCCGCUGCCCUCCCCCCUGACCACGGGUACCUCCAUCGCCUCAGCGACAAGCCCCUCCCCCGGAACCCAGAGGUUCCGCCUCCGUACCAGGAAAGCCAAUCCCGCGGCUCCGCUCCCGGUGAGGCGGGCCCGCGUCAUCUGAGGGCGCGGUCGCAGCCCAAAGCAGAGAGGCGCAGGCGUUCCGAAGGCGUCCCCUCCCCCUCCUCCCGGAGAGACCCGGGGCCGGAGGAGAACCGGAGAGUCACACUGGGAGCGGGAAGCUCCCAACAAGAGCCGCCACCUCCUCCGCCUGCCCCCAGCUCCUCGUCCUCCUGCGACCCAGCCAGUCAGCUCCGGCCCCCCAUGGAUGGACUCCACCCACCCUGCCCACAGCUCGCGCCCCAGCGACCCGGCGACCAGCCGCCUGCCUCCAUGCGCCAUGACGCCCCCUGCAGCAGGAUGGAGAGUCUGAGUGAGAGCAGCAGCCGUAGCCGAGCACAGAAGGGCCCGGUCCCGGUCCCAGGCCCGGUUCCGGUCCGGAUAACCCACGAGGCCGAGAGCUGCCCGCCCCUCGGCCCCGCCCAGGAGCCCCGCCCUCCGGCUUGCAUCUACCGGGAGCAGAGGAGAGCUGAGGGCCAAGACAGCACGUACCCGGGUGCCCCCCUGGAAGCCCCGCCCCCUCAGCCAGCCAGCACCAAUGGCAUCUCCCUGGAGGAGGAGCAGAAGAGGGAGGAGCUGGCCCGGGACAUUGUGGGGCGAGACCAGUCGCUGGCCGACAUCCUGGACCGGAGUGGGAUGAGGACCACCAUGGACCUGAUGGAGGGCAUCUUCCCCCAGGGAGGGGCUCUACUGGAGGGGACGCAGCAGCGCCGGAAACCCGCCCCCCGACAGGCCUCCCAGGGCCCCCGCAGCUCCCCAGAGAGGCGGGAGGAGGACAACAUGGCCGCUGCGGUUGGCCUGGUAACCAGCUCAUCGUACUACUUCACCUCCGCUCCCAAGGCAGAGCUGCUGAACAAGAUGAAGGACAUGCCGGGCUUCGAGUCUGAGGACGAGCAGGACCUGGACCUGGCCUGCAAGAAGCACCAGCUGAUUGACAGCCUGACAAGCAAGCUGCAGGUACUCAGGGAGGCGCGAGAGAGCCUCCUAGAGGACGUGAGCAGUAACAACGCCCUGGGGGAAGAGGUGGAGUCUAGCGUGGAGCAGGUGUGCAGGCCCAACGAGUUGGACAAGUUCCGCAUGUACGUGGGGGACCUGGACAAGGUGGUGAGCCUGCUGCUGUCCCUGUCUGGGAGGCUCGCCCGGGUGGAGAACGCCCUCAACACCCUGCAGGAGGACUCCACCCCGGAGGAGAAGCGCACUCUGACGGGGAAACGUGCGGUGCUCAUCCGCCAGCACGAGGACGCCAAAGAGCUGAAGGAGAACCUGGACCGCCGCGAGAGCCUCGUCUCCCACAUCCUGGCCAGCCACCUGAGCGAGGAGCGCCUGGCCGACUUCCGCCACUUCGUCAAGAUGAAGGCGGAGCUCAUCAUCGAGCAGCGCAAGCUGGACGACAAGAUCAAGCUGGGGGAGGAGCAGCUCAAGUGCCUGAUGGACAGCCUGCCCCCGGAGCAGAGGCCACCCUUCUGACCCCCCCCAGCCCCUGCAGUGAGACCCCCGUGCCUCCAGGGGGCGACAGAGACGAGCCCUCCCGGCGUGCGCCAGCGAAAAACGGCAAACCCCUUUGUCGUUUGUUUUGUAAUCCGUUAUUUUUGUAUUUUUUGAAUGGUUGCUGACUUCAGAAGGAGCGUCUGAAAGGGGAGCAGACCCCUGCAGUGAUGGUCACUCAGACAUAAUUUAUUCAGGGAUUCAAUAGCCCCCCCCCCCAACAUAUCACUGAGGGGCACCAGCCUUUAAAUAAAAGACUUUGCAGACUGAGACAUCACUCGCCGUUGUCUAUAUACCAUUUUAAGAAAAAGAAAAUGUCAGUUUUAGUAAUUUAUUGUAGGCUUUUGAAUGUGUGCAGAAGACUUGGAGAGUAUUUAACCCCUUCCAGCAAAGCAAACAGUACACUAUAUCACAUAGUUUAGCAUUUCCAACACGCCUGUAAUGUAAUUUGUCCUUAUUCAUGGAGGAAUCCUAGACUGCUUAAAGCUCACAUAAAACAUGCAACAUGAUCUCAGCAAAGGGUUGGAUGUUGGUCUCUGUCUUUUUCCCCUCGCGACUCAUCUUGUGUUUGCAGUAAGACGUUGUGUUUAAGCCAUUUAACACGAGCCUUAGCAGACCAUGGUGCCUACAGUAUAGCCAGUGUACAGUACAGCAGUGCACAGCAGAUAGAGCCACAGCGAGGAAAGCCAGGUUGCGCUUCACCCUUGGACUAUCCCAGGUCUAUAUCGGCCUCUAGGAGCUCCAACUCAUCUUUGUAGGUCAAGGAUCUGUAGGUGUGAAAGAGUGUGGAUGCAUACGUACGGUAUCAGAUCAGGUCAGUACACCCAGUCGUAAGAUCUUCCUUUAUGUAACUUUUACAACACGUCGCAAUAGCCAGCAGGGUUGAAGAUUAGUCUUUAAAACACAGGCAUUCUCCGCCUUCUCCGUAAGCGAUGUUGGUCCACACUUAUUGAGCACUGUGAUUCAGAGAACUGGUUGCAGCGUGCAGUAAGGGCAGCACUACCUCCAUGUAUAGUUUUGUGUUCUUAAUGGUCCUCAAUGUACACUACUUUAUGUUGCUCACCCAGGGUCACUUUCAUAUCGUGUUCUGUACAAGUUAUUCGUUUUAUACACAAAUGUAUUCGUGCAGGUUGUUUUGCGGUUCAGUCCCUUGCUCUUGCGUGAAAUGUCACAGCCCAUUUGGGGACUUAGACCAGCAGCCCUCUGGUUCUGAGCACAGUAGGCAGCCAGGUUUCAUAGCGGUGCCUACCCACCAAAGGAAUCAUGGCUCUUCUGAUGCAGAAAAAGGAUCGGAGGACUGGAGACCUCAUCCUGCUGCACACCUGCUACACACAAGUCUGCUUCAGGUUCAAAGCUCACCAGCCAUUUGUAAUGAAUGCAUGAAAUUCUUUGUCCUGAGCUCUUAUUUAAAAUAAAUAAAUAUUUGCUGAUCAA
Molecule: messenger RNA, 6364 nt
Organism: Anguilla rostrata (American eel)
Lineage: Eukaryota; Metazoa; Chordata; Actinopteri; Anguilliformes; Anguillidae
Product: protein Shroom2-like
Exons: 11
Coding region: 371-4912 (1513 amino acids)
Biological process (GO): actin filament organization
Cellular component (GO): adherens junction; cortical actin cytoskeleton; apical junction complex
Molecular function (GO): actin filament binding
Source: RefSeq, a predicted model, not a curated record